Molecule: messenger RNA, 1714 nt
Organism: Betta splendens (Siamese fighting fish)
Lineage: Eukaryota; Metazoa; Chordata; Actinopteri; Anabantiformes; Osphronemidae
Product: tubulin alpha chain-like
Exons: 4
Coding region: 155-1504 (449 amino acids)
Biological process (GO): microtubule cytoskeleton organization; mitotic cell cycle
Cellular component (GO): microtubule; cytoplasm
Molecular function (GO): GTP binding; structural constituent of cytoskeleton
Source: RefSeq, a predicted model, not a curated record
GCUCCACCUCUUUUCCUCCACCCCUAGUAUGCAACUAUAAGAGUGCAUGUGUCUCACAAACAGGACUUCACUCACAGAGAUCUCAUUAUAGGUUCACUGUGAGAAACUGCAGUUUGAGUUUUAUACUACAACAAAACACAAUAAGAACAGCAAAAUGCGUGAGUGCAUCUCUAUCCACGUUGGCCAGGCUGGGGUCCAAAUGGGCAACACUUGCUGGGAACUGUACUGCCUGGAGCAUGGAAUCCAGCCCAACGGCCACAUGCCCAGCAGCAAGCCCAGUGGAGGCUAUGAUGACUCCUUUACCACCUUUUUCAGUGAGACGGGAACUGGGAAGUAUGUUCCCAGGGCCAUAUUUGUUGACUUGGAGCCAACUGUUAUUGACGAGGUUCGUACAGGGACCUAUCGUCAACUUUUCCACCCUGAGCAGCUGAUUUCAGGUAAGGAGGAUGCUGCCAAUAACUAUGCCCGCGGCCACUACACCGUUGGAAAGGAGCACAUUGAUUCUGUACUCGACAGGAUACGCAAGCUGUCUGAUCAGUGCACAGGGCUCCAAGGUUUCCUCGUGUUUCACUCAUUCGGAGGGGGAACAGGCUCUGGUUUCACCUCUCUGCUGAUGGAACGCCUCUCAGUGGACUUUGGCAAGAAGUCCAAGCUUGAAUUUGCCAUCUACCCUGCUCCUCAGGUCUCUACAGCUGUGGUAGAGCCCUACAACUCCAUCCUAACCACCCACACCACCUUGGAGCACUCUGACUGUGCCUUCAUGGUGGAUAAUGAGGCCAUCUAUGACAUCUGUCGCAGGAAUUUGGACAUUGAGCGCCCAUCCUACACCAAUCUCAACCGCCUUAUUAGCCAGAUCGUCUCCUCCAUCACUGCCUCCUUGCGCUUUGAUGGUGCCUUGAAUGUGGACUUGACAGAAUUCCAGACCAACUUGGUGCCCUAUCCACGUAUCCACUUCCCUCUGGCCACCUACGCCCCUGUUAUCUCAGCAGAGAAGGCCUAUCACGAGCAGCUCACUGUGGCUGAAAUUACCAAUUCCUGCUUUGAACCAGCCAACCAGAUGGUUAAAUGUGAUCCUCGGCACGGCAAGUACAUGGCCUGCUGCCUGCUGUAUCGUGGCGAUGUGGUACCCAAAGAUGUCAACGUGGCAAUCAGCAACAUCAAAACUAAGCGUAGCAUCCAGUUUGUGGACUGGUGUCCCACAGGCUUCAAGGUGGGCAUCAACUACCAGCCUCCCACUGUGGUCCCUGGUGGAGACCUGGCCAAGGUGCAGAGGGCUGUGUGCAUGCUGAGUAACACCACUGCCAUUGCUGAAGCCUGGGCCCGACUUGACCACAAGUUUGACCUGAUGUAUGCCAAGAGGGCCUUUGUCCACUGGUAUGUGGGUGAGGGUAUGGAGGAGGGAGAGUUCUCAGAGGCCAGAGAGGACAUGGCAGCUCUGGAGAAGGAUUAUGAAGAGGUUGGCCUCGACUCAUAUGAUGAUAAUGACGAAGGGGAGGAGUAUUAAAAACAGCUCUUAAAAUGUUUUUUAUGUCUGUUUUCUCCAGAGUUUGUGUUCAUAAAACACUAAACCACUCUCUCAUUGCUAUAAGUUACUGCUGAGCAGCAGUUUGUUGAAAUAAAUACUAUUAUGUUUGAUUUUACUGAAAGAUGACUCUCCAGAGAAAAAAAUAAUAAUUCUUUACCUUAUUUUCUAAAUAAAGCUGUUUACACCUUC